GGUGUUACACACAUCCCUGAGAGGGCACCUUGACACUGUGUGUGUGGGGGGGGGAUGCUGAAUGACCUGCUAUACAUUAUAUAUAUAUUAUUAUAGAUAAACAUGUUGGAUAUGGACAGUACCCUGUACUCGUGUUGUCUUGCUGGCGUUCUAUUAUUAAUAUUAUGUCUCUGAUUCACAAACUCGAUCAUGACUGUAGUGAAGCCGCUUGACGUCAAAGCGGGAGAAUCGUGGGCGUGGCGUGUGGAAGGGGGCGGGGUCAUAUCAAAGCCCAGGCAGCGCCGCGGCUCGGCUUCAUGCACUGAUAGCAAUGCUGAGUGAGGAGCGGCUGCUGCGCCUUUGCCGAGGAUUCCGCCUGAGAAGUGCCACGAUUGCACUCGAUGACACAGAACAGCGUGGAAAGGACGGGAUAAGGACCUGAUGAUUUUUUCCUAGCGCCACUCCUGUCCUGUGUCCUCUACCUCCAUCUCUCUGUCGUACGAGAAGCGCGGACUGAGAGGGAAACACACUGCAGCUUCAUGGCACUAAGCUAUGAUUCACUCUCUUGCAGCAGCAAUGAGCAACCAACUUCAAAACACCUCCUCUCUGAACUCAGUCGGCGUGUGGAAUUUCCAGGACGCACGCAACUCGUCACCUGUGCACACUGCAGACCUGCAGCCCCUUACCGUUAGCCCUUGGGACAUUGCGCUGUGUGUGACUGGGACACUCAUUUCCUGUGAGAAUGCGAUUGUGAUCGCCAUCCUGUUCUACACUCCCACCCUGCGGGCACCCAUGUUUGUCCUGAUAGGGAGCCUUGCUUUUGCGGACCUGCUUGCAGGCCUCGGCUUGAUUCUGAACUUUAUCUUCAUCUACAUGUUCAACACAGAGUUUGUCACGCUGGUGUCGGUCGGGCUGCUCAUUGCUGCAUUCUCUGCCUCUGUACUCAACAUCCUGGCUAUCACAGUGGACCGAUACCUGUCUCUCUACAACGCACUAACCUACAACACGGAACGCACAAUGACUUUCACCUACGUGAUGGUGGUGUUCAUUUGGCUGGUGUGCAUCACGCUUGGUCUGCUGCCUGUGCUUGGAUGGAACUGUCUCCAGGACGAGGCCCACUGCAGCAUUUGUCGCCCAGUCACCAAGAACAACGCCGUGGUCCUUGCGGUGACUUUCCUGCUUGUGUUUGCGCUCAUGAUGCAGCUCUACCUGCAGAUCUGUAAGAUUGCCUUCCGUCAUGCGCAGCAGAUUGCUGUGCAGCACCAGUUCAUGGCUAUUUCCACCACUAAAGGGGUCUCUACACUUUCUGCCAUUCUGUGCACUUUUGCCGCAUGCUGGAUGCCCUUCGCCAUGUAUUCGAUUGUGGCGGAUUCUAGCUACCCAAUGAUCUACACAUAUGCCACAGUACUGCCAGCGACAUGCAACUCCGUUAUAAACCCAAUUAUUUACGCCUUCAGAAACCCAGACAUUCAGAAAUCCCUGUGGCUAGCCUGCUGCGGAUGUGUCCCAGCCAAUUUCUCCCAACGACCAAGGACAUCAAGUGACGUAUAGGUCAGAUCACAUAUGAUUAGCUUUCACUUUCACAUGGAAUUUGUCCACUCCUCCAAAAAAAUACCCCAACAAUAUAAAAAAGAGAAGGACACAGAAAACAAAAAGUACAUAUUUGAUCAUGCUAUAUGGUUACUGGGGUAAAAUAUCUCCAAGAGCUCUUUACUAUAUGUUGGGAUCAGUGUCCACUGUAGUAUAAAGCAAUGGUGUGGUGAAUUUAAUCCUCUCUAGCCAGUAGCCAAAAAUGUGCACAAUAGCUAAGGUUCAAUGAAAACAAAUCCUUUAUAUUGUAAAUCAAAGGCCUAAGUUCUGGCACCCUAACCACACACACCUAGCCAUAUACAUCAAUCAAAUAUGGUGCCAAAAUUAGUCUGAGUGUCCUUCUUUAUUAGUUGACAUCAGAGUUGGUCACUGUGCCUUUUAAUGGCCUUCAUAUAAAGAAUAGCUUCAUGGAGACAUGAAAGCCUCUAGAAAUGAAAGAAACUGGUGAUCGACCUUGCAACUGUCUUGACAGAAAUGUAAUAUUUGCAUGUUAACCUUGAUUGUCAGUCUAGAAUCCAUGGAAAUGUCUUGGUAUGAUAGAGUAUAAACAUACUGCCAGAGAUGCAGUACAUUUACAUGCACUGCCUUCAGCACCAUGGACAGCAGCCAGUGCGCUGACCAGGCCAUUCCUGAAGCCCCACGUUCCUUUAUAAUGUAGAAAAACAAAGCUGUGUGAGCAAAAUCCACAGGCACUUUAUAAUCUCUCUUUACUCCAGCUGUUCAUUCAACUGUAUUAGACACAGAUAAAGACAGGGCAGGUUGACAGAGCUGUAUGCGCAAAGGUUCUCAGGCUAGUUAACACUUGUUUAAUUCCCAUUUACAUUUUGCUUACUUGUUUAUCCAAAGUGUGUUAAAAUUGAAAUAGGAUACAACUGAGCAGUUAAGGGUUCAAGGACCCAACAAUGGCAGCUUGAAAGUGCUGGGAUUUGAACUCUAAACCAUCUGAAGAGUAGCCUAAAGCCUUAACCACCAAGCCAUGAUGUCCUCAAAGUAGAGCCCUGUCUGCAAAGGAAAAGCAUCUGCUGCAGUGUUUUACAUGGAAUCUUUAAGGGUUUCCCCAAAGGGACAGUCUAAAGAAACCUUUAUUCUAGAUUCUAGACUUAAUCUAUUCCCCAAGAGCGCAGAGCAUGAUACUGACUAAAAUGUUGAACUGCAAAAUUCAAUAAACCAUAGUAGCUACCAUCAGAGUAGAAUUAAUAAGCUGCUUCAUUUAGCUCAAUAUUAUUUCUAGAACUGGAAUUGAAAAAUGGGCUUGAAUUAGAUUGAGGAAAACAUGCAAAGACAUUCUCUUGUCCCUUAGUCUAAUCCAAACUGACACAAAACUAUUAUAAUGAACUUAGUUAUUGGACUGUAUGACGGAACACACAGCAAAACCUGCCCUGUCUUUUUAACCUAAUCCUUUUAUAGCAAUUGGCUUCUUCCUUAUGAGUUUACAAUUAUGCAUUGAAUUUGACACCCCUGAUUACACACCGCACUACAGUGUAACACCAAGUGUAGAGCAUCAAUAAACGAGACUUUACUGUGAAACCAUGGAAACAGUGAUACACACAAAUCAUGAGCAUAGUGUAGAUAUGAAUAUAUUAAUAGCUUAUAUUGGUAUCAGGUAACUGGGGCAGCAGGCACUGGACUGGAUGUUCCUGAAUUGAGGUUAAUGAAAAUAGACCAUGUGCUAUAGUUCAAAAUUGCGGCUAUGUCUUAAAUCCAUCCAUAACUGCUCAUGACUGGAGAUUCAGCUAUUUAAAAUUGUGUCCCAUGUAAAAAA
Molecule: messenger RNA, 3331 nt
Organism: Hemibagrus wyckioides
Lineage: Eukaryota; Metazoa; Chordata; Actinopteri; Siluriformes; Bagridae
Gene: gpr185b
Product: G protein-coupled receptor 185 b
Exons: 2
Coding region: 532-1530 (332 amino acids)
Biological process (GO): G protein-coupled receptor signaling pathway
Cellular component (GO): membrane
Molecular function (GO): G protein-coupled receptor activity
Source: RefSeq, a predicted model, not a curated record